AUGUCCGCACAGCCCACUUCCAGUCGUCCUACAUCUGACCGUCGCUCAUUCACGGCACCAAAGCGCACAUCCCUCCUCCCGAAGCCCUCUUCCAUCGUACUGGACUCGUCUGUCCUCAUUGCACAACACGCGCAAAUCACCGGCAUCCACCCAAUCACGAUUGGCCCGAAUACGGUACUGCAUCCACAUAGUAAACUCAGCAGCGCACUUGCGCCGGUUGUUCUGGAUGAGGGGUGUGUCAUUUUCGAGCGAGCCAAAAUCGGUGUAGGCACGGCAGCUGAGCUCGACGCUGAAAGCCGACGGACUAGCAUAGCGCCAGCCCGCAGCAGUGCGCAUAUUCGGAACUCUAUGAGAAGUGAAGGGACCGUGCUUGGCAGAAAUGUCGUUGUCGAGUCUGGUGCAGUGGUCGAAGCGGCCGAGGUAGGGGAGGGUACUGUAAUCGAGGUCGGCGCUGUGAUAGGAAGGGGCAGCAUUAUUGGAAAGUACUGUACCAUUACAGCUUCCUCUUUUUUACCGGCAAAUUCUCGUUUGCCAGAUUAUACCGUCGUCUUCAGUGGCUCUCAGCAACGCAUCGAUCGUACACUGCAACUCCGCCCGGAGAUUCUGCGUGCGAAAAUGACUGUGCAUGCGAAACAACUGGACAUGUUUAAGAGGUUGAUUCCGAACAACAUCGCCAAGUGGUCGUAAUGCGCGUCGCUGUGAUACAGGAAUGAUAUGGUAACUUGCUGAAGGCCAACGGGCGUUUCAUGAUUCGAACGCGC
This is a messenger RNA of Exserohilum turcica Et28A, 761 nucleotides long. RefSeq lists its product as uncharacterized. The transcript has 2 exons. Gene Ontology annotation, molecular function: dynein complex binding. Gene Ontology annotation, biological process: mitotic spindle organization. The record is from RefSeq and is a predicted model, not a curated record. The coding region runs from base 1 to 687 and encodes 228 amino acids. Lineage: Eukaryota; Fungi; Ascomycota; Dothideomycetes; Pleosporales; Pleosporaceae. Gene Ontology annotation, cellular component: dynactin complex.